AGUGAAAGUGAAAAUGAGAAUGAAAAAGAUGAUUCAAUGGUUAUUGAUAACAAAUCAAAUGAAAGUGAAAGUGAAAGUGAAAGUGAUAGCGAAAGUGAAAGUCAAAGUGAGAUUGAAAAUGAAGACACACCAGAUACCAAAAAUGGUGAUGACAAUCAAAGCAGCAGCCAAAGUGAAAAAGAAGACGAGGAAGAUAAAUCAAGUGAAAACGAUAAAGAAGAUUCAAUGGAUAUUGAAGGAAAAUCAAACCAAAGUGAAAGUGAAAGUGAAAGUAAAGAUGAAAGUGAAAAGGAAUCAAAUAAAGAUGUUACUAAUUCAUCAGAGUCAGAAUCAGAAUCAGAAUCUCAAUCAGAGAAAGAAUCAGAAUCAGAAUCAGAGAAAGAGUCAGAGUCAGAAUCAGAAUCAGAGUCAGAAUCAGAAUCAGAAUCAGAGAAAGAGUCAGAAUCAGAAAAAUCAAAAUCAAAAUCAAAAUCAAAUAAAAAAAAACAAAUUCAAAAUCCAAAUGUUAAAAAAGUUUUAAAGAAUGAUAUUAAAGUUGCCCAAUCAUGGAGAUCAUUAUUUAUAAAACCAACAAAUGAAAAUAAACCUAAUAUUAAUAAUAGUAAUAGUAAUAAUAAUAGUAAUAAUAAUAAUAAUAAUGAUGAAAAAGAAGAAAGUAGUUUUAAUAUAUUUUCAAUUGUAAAAGAAAAUGAUAAAAAAGAAAAAGAAGAAAAGAAUUCAAAAUUAAAUAAAUCAUCAACAACAAUGGCAAAAUCAUCUCAACCAACUAAAUUUAGUUUUAAUUUUGGUAGUACAAGUGUAAAUGAAAAGAAGAAUAAUAGCAAUGACUUUUUAAAAACCAAACCAACAAAUACAACAUCAACAUCAUCAACACCAACAACAACAACAACAGAAGAAGAAACAUUUUGGGGAAAUAAUAAUUUAAAUAAGAAAAGGAAAGUUAUGAUUACCCAAUUAAAAAAAAAAUAUUAA
Molecule: messenger RNA, 972 nt
Organism: Dictyostelium discoideum AX4
Lineage: Eukaryota; Evosea; Eumycetozoa; Dictyosteliales; Dictyosteliaceae
Exons: 1
Source: RefSeq, a predicted model, not a curated record